This is a messenger RNA of Phycodurus eques (leafy seadragon), 3316 nucleotides long. Its product is annotated as oxysterol-binding protein-related protein 11-like. The record is from RefSeq and is a predicted model, not a curated record. Gene Ontology annotation, cellular component: intracellular membrane-bounded organelle; membrane; cytosol. Lineage: Eukaryota; Metazoa; Chordata; Actinopteri; Syngnathiformes; Syngnathidae. Gene Ontology annotation, molecular function: sterol binding. Bases 488 to 2644 code for a protein of 718 amino acids. The transcript is spliced from 13 exons.
AGUACUCAGUGAUUGAUGAAUUCGGUUUUAGUACACUCUGAAGCAGUUUUACCUAUGUCCGUAUGAUAGCGGUACUGGAUCAAGUAGGACAGAAUUUUCUUCUCGAAAUCCACGAAGAUCUAGAUUAGUUAUUUUUGACUGCUUAAGAAGUCAUAUGUUAUUUAAAAAAUAAAAAUGUAUUUGAUUUUAGUUUUGUAAUAUUCUGAUGCGAAUCAAUGACAAUGAGUCACGUGAUAUGUUUCCGGUCGAGCCACCAGGAAGGCUGUCAAGCUAGUUUAGCUAGACAUGUUUUAUCAGGUUUUAUACGAAAUAGCAAGAAGACAAAUGGCUUUCUGUAGCUUGUGUUAUCAAUACCAAAUGGAUUUUCAACGUCUAUCUGCAUUUUAAAGUAACAUCGUCUUCUUUAAUCACGUCUUGAUUUGACGGGUUAGCUUAAGGCCAGCAGCAGACUGCGGCUAAGCUAAAGGUGGUGGUGUUGCCAGUGACUAUGCAAGGCGAAACCACGUCAAUACGAAUCACGGAAAACGAAGGAAAACUGGAUGUAUUUCCCCAGAACAGGACUCCAAGCUCGGGUAGAGCAAGUGCCAAGAGCUGGCAGUAUAGUGACCAUAUGGAGAAUAUCGAUGGCUACUUGAUGAAGUAUACCAACCUCGUGACAGGCUGGCAGUAUAGGUUCUUUGUCUUAAACAAUGAGGCGGGGUUGCUGGAGUACUUUGUCAAUGAGCAGUCCCGGCCUCAGAAACCUCGUGGCAUGCUCCCCCUGGCCGGGGCAGUCAUCUCCCCCAGUGACGAGGACUCUCAUACAUUCACUGUCAAUGCCAUCAGUGGAGAACAGUACAAGCUAAGGGCCACAGACGCCAAAGAGAGGCAACACUGGGUGAGCAGACUGCAAAUCUGCACACAGCAUCACACUGAGGCCAUGGGGAAGAGUAAUCCUCCACCUAAGUCGCGCAGCUACUCGAUGGUGUCUCAAGGCAGCAGCAGCUCACCCAUGUCUCUGCGUCGACCUAGCCAGAAUCCCACCUCCUUAUUCCACUGGCAAAUGCACAAGGGCUCAUCACUGUACUCCAGCAAGCGUUCCCUGCUGCCAGACCACCUAAUGGAUGCCAGAGAAAUGAUGAGCCAGGCUCAAAGCCAGCACAAAGACCUGAUCCAGGGCAUAGAGGGCCUACCUGCAGGUCCUGGACUUUCCGCUUUGGACCAGGACCUGCUAAUGCUCAAGGCUACCUCCAUGGCCACCAUGACCUGCCUCAACGAGUGCCUACAUAUCCUGAACCUGCAGCAGGUGGCCAGGCAGAGCGGUUCGAUGGGAGGAUCCACCAUUGAGUGGCUGGAGCCCAAGCUGCCUGAAAUCCUGAAGAAUGGCAGCAGUUCAAUGGGCAGCUUCACAACAGGAGAGGGCAUGCUGGAGGAAGGAUGUCUGGAGCUCAGCAGCCCGGAGUCCUGCAGUUUCUCUGGGGAGCAAGAAGACAUUGAUGCUGAGGAUGAGAUAAUGGACUCUGUCACAGAGAAAGAGGAGGACCUGUGUGCAGUGGAGGAGGAGCGCAGUGUCAUUCUACACCUGCUCUCGCAGCUGAAGCUGGGCAUGGACCUCACGCGGGUUGUUCUGCCCACCUUCAUCCUGGAGAAGCGUUCUCUAUUGGAGAUGUACGCAGACUUCAUGUCGCACCCAGAACUCUUUGUGGCUAUCACCGACGGUAGCACCCCAGAGGACCGUAUGGUCCGCUUUGUGGAGUACUACCUCACCUCCUUCCACGAGGGCCGCAAGGGUGCCAUUGCCAAGAAGCCCUACAACCCCAUCAUUGGCGAAACUUUCCACUGCUCCUGGAAAGUCCCCAAGACACCAGAGGGCCCUUUUGCUGAUUCCCCACAAGGAAGCCCUGACCCCACGGCUUCCCAGGAUUCCUACCAAGUGCGCUUUGUGGCGGAGCAAGUAUCCCAUCACCCUCCUGUGUCUGGGUUCUACGCAGAAUGCCAGGAGAGGCGCAUGUGUGUAAACACUCACGUGUGGACUAAGAGCAAGUUCAUGGGCAUGUCCAUUGGAGUCUCCAUGAUCGGGGAAGGUUGCCUAACUUUGCUGGAACAUCAUGAAGAGUACAGCUUCACGUUGCCAUGCGCAUAUGCACGCUCCAUCCUCACGGUCCCUUGGGUAGAACUGGGGGGCAAAGUCAACAUCUCUUGCGCCAAGACAGGCUACGCUGCAAUCAUCACUUUCCAGACAAAGCCCUUCUAUGGUGGCAAACUGCACAAAGUAACAGCAGAGGUGAAGCACAACCCAACCAAUGUGGUCGUGUGCCGCAUUCAGGGUGAGUGGAAUGGCGCUCUGGAAUUUGCUUAUACCAGUGGGGAGACCAGGGUGGUUGAUGUCACCAAACUGCCUGUAACAAAAAAGUGGGUUCGGCCCAUCGAGAAGCAAGGACCAACUGAAUCCAGGCGUUUGUGGCAGCAUGUUACGGAGGCCUUGCGGCAGAAAGACAUCGACAAAGCCACCGAAGACAAGAGGGUCCUAGAAGAGAGACAGCGGUCUGAGGAGAGACACCGGGCUGAGACAGAAACCUCUUGGAGGACCAAAUAUUUUGACAGGGAGGGUGAUGGCUGGAUUUAUCACAAACUACUCUCCAAAAACUCUGCUGUUAAAUCCUAGUUUUAUCUCUGCUGUGGUCGAUUUGCCUGUGGAAUGAGAGCAAGAUGACCUACACCCACAAACAGAUGGACUCAUAAUAUUCACAAAGCCUCCAAGCUUUUGUCCUGAUUAUAUAGCUACAUUAUCCAACAACCAGCCACAACAUUAUGACCACUUGCACAAUAUAAUGGUAUCCAAUACCAGAGCUGUCUUUCCAAUGACCGUAAUGUUUAGUUUUCAGUGACACCUGUCAGAUCGGUCUUAAUUUAACAAUAUACUCAUUGUAGUUAGAACUGUACUGCAUCAUCAUGAGAGCGGUGUCUAAAAUAUUAGUUAACUCUAAGUAGUUACAGGAGUGCAGCUCUCGUGUUGGAAAUAAUUAUAUUGUUUCAGUGUACAUAAUCUACUGUCAAUAAAACUUGUUCUUGUACAGGUAUUCUAUAGCCUUAAAUAGUCAGAUGGACGAGGACUGAUCUAGCCAGAUUAUCACAGAUUGAGUAUGCAUUGACUCUGAGGGAAUGCCCAUGCCCCCCAUCGUUUUAUGUCCUUUGUUGUAUUGCAAUGGAUGAAAGAACUUCAUGUAAAUGCAUGCUAGACCUCUUGCAUCUGCAUUACACACAUUUAUACAAUAUAUUAAAGGUUUUUAACCAAUUGUGCUUGUUUUGUAAUGGAAUAAAUACAAUUUUCUUUAAA